UUCAAAUACUUGGGGGACGCUGAGUUUUUUGCUUAUCGAGUUGCACAUGCUUCAUUUUUUAGUGAAAUACUUUGCGUCGUUCUUCGAGUUAUUUGCUUACUUUGCAAUAUUUAAACUUAAGGAGCAAAAUUGCGAAGAGCAGACCUCGGGACAGCAGUUUUUCUCGACGCAUAAGACGACUCUGUUCCUUCGUUUAGUUCAUAGUUAUACACUUGGUUACGGUGCUUACGCGCCUGGGAGACAGUUGCUUGCUGCAGUUCCUCUUGUAUAGCUUAUUACAUAGUUUCCGUUCAGUGGGCAAGGUAUAAAAACGCGAACAACGUUUGAGAGUACUGUAUUACUACAAUAAGCCUGUAUACUAUAUGCCUUGCGCGAGUUUUAGAUGAUUUCCGAAAUAUAUCGAUCUUUACUCACAGUUCCACACGGUAGAAGCAGUUCGGGUUUCUUAGAACUGUAUAUGUGUUCAGCUUGGUAUUUUUUGAAGAUAAUGUUGCACGAUUCUCCUGCUCCUAUAUUCAGGUUAAUUUAUCGAUUGCAAUAUUUUUGCUUAUCCAACUUGCGUUUUAUAUCCUUGGUAACAUUGAAACUGAUCGUUAAGGUCAAGUUCAUGAUUGCAUUCUCAUAGGGGAAGCCCUAGAAACUCAAAACAUUACUACUGAACUUGUGAUAUUACUUUCUUACAUAAGGGACAAAGCUGUCAUUGUAAUUAGAAUAAACAUUGAGCUGUGACCAUUGCAAGAUUGGAGGUGUUUCCACUUUUCCUACUGUUGUGCCCAUUGCAGUUUUUAUUUGGAUUCCAUUUAUAUGUAUCAAGAAAAAGGAGAAAAAUAUAUUCUUGAGAAGCCAACCUUGAUUCAUCUUGUCAACGAGUCUUCCCCAAUCUUCGAAGGUCGAUUACAUCAAACUUCAUUCC
Galdieria sulphuraria is the source of this 913-nucleotide messenger RNA. RefSeq lists its product as uncharacterized. Bases 47 to 271 code for a protein of 74 amino acids. NCBI's taxonomy places the organism in Eukaryota, Rhodophyta, Bangiophyceae, Galdieriales, Galdieriaceae. The transcript is spliced from 2 exons. The record is from RefSeq and is a predicted model, not a curated record.